AUGCGCAGCGACAUGGCGUAUCGGGGGCUCUCACAGCAUGUGGAGCUUGACCGGGCGGCUGACCCCCGGGACAGAUUUAACCUGCAGGAACUAAUAGGAGAAGGAACAUAUGGCGAAGUCUAUUGUGCUAAGGAUAAGAAAACCGGCAAACGUGUCGCUAUAAAGAUUUUAGAAAAUAUUGCAGAAAAUAUAGAAGAAAUUGAAGAAGAAUUCCUUGUGUUCCGAGAUUUAUCGAGCCAUCCUAACAUACCUGAAUUUUUCGGACUCUUUUUAAAACGAGGAGUAUCUGCUGAAGAUGACCAAAUAUGGUUUGUCAUGGAGCUAUGUACGGGAGGAUCAGUGACAGAUUUGGGUGCAAGUAUGCGAGCUAGAGGAAAUAAUUUGACAGAACCGCAACUGGCUUACGUACUACGAGGAACUGUUCGGGCUUUGACUCACCUUCACUCUCAUCGAUGUAUGCAUCGUGAUGUUAAAGGUCAUAAUAUUCUGUUAACUGAAAAUGCUGAAGUAAAACUUGUUGAUUUUGGAGUAUCUUCUCAUCUGGCCGCUACUAUUGCUAGACGGAAUACAUCAGUCGGUACUCCAUACUGGAUGGCUCCAGAGGUUAUUGCUUGUGAGCAACAACUGGAUCAGUCAUACGAUUGCAGAUGUGAUGUGUGGUCAGUUGGAAUCACAGCAAUAGAAUUGGCGGAAGGUGAACCACCUUUGUCUGGACUGCAUCCAAUGCGAGCUUUAUUCCAAAUACCUAGAAAUCCACCACCAUCACUAUCGCAUCCUGAGAUUUUUUCGCCGCAAUUAGGAGAUUUUAUUUCAGAAUGCUUAGUAAAAGAUAUGAACCAAAGACCAUUUGCAAGAGAGCUUCUAGAACACCCUUUAUUAUUAGCUGUAAAUAAUUUUGAAGACAAAAUACGAAAAGAGCUUCGCGCUGAAAUAAAAAGGCAGAGAGCUGAAGGUCGUAGUUGUCGUGCACCAGAGGCUACUACUAAAAGAGGAAAAUUAAAAUCUCACCGAAAAGCAAAACCCGAAAAAAUGUAUACGGACGAUUUAGCAACUCUUGAAACUUUAACAGAAGACGCAAUCGUUGAGCAGUUACAAAAGAGAUAUAAUCAAAAUCAAAUCUACACUUAUAUAGGAGAUAUUUUAGUGGCAGUUAAUCCUUUUACUGAUAUAGGAAUUUACACAACAAGGACUCAACAAUCAUAUCAAGGUCGCUGUCGGUCUGAUAAUCCUCCUCAUAUCUAUGCAGUAGCUGACGCUGCUCACCAAGCGUUAAUGCACCAAAAACAAAAUCAAGCUAUCGUUAUAUCAGGUGAAAGUGGAGCCGGAAAAACAGAAUCUGCCAAUCUUCUUUUGAAACAACUUGUAUAUUUAUCCAAAACUCAACAUGGAAACUUAGAAGAUAAAAUCCUACAAGUUAAUCCUAUUAUGGAAGCAUUUGGGAAUGCACGAACUGGAAUAAAUGCGAACAGUUCUCGAUUUGGAAAAUAUUUGGAUUUGUCAAUAAUGAGAGUGGGUAGAAUUUCAGGUGCUCGAAUAUCUGUUUAUCUUUUAGAACAAUCCAGAGUUGUUCAUCAAGCAUUAGGAGAAAGUAAUUUCCACGUCUUUUAUUAUCUUUAUGACGGACUUGAGAGUGAAGGUCGUUGGAGAAAAUAUUACCUAGAUGAACAGUUAAAAUCCAGGCACCGGUAUUUACAACCAUUAUCAAUAGCUCAUCGAGAACAUAAUGUGCAUCGAUGGAGACAGCUUAAUCAAGCAUUUAAAGUUGUGGGUUUUCAAGAAGAAGAGGUACAGAUUAUAUACAGAAUGUUAACUGCCAUUUUACACCUUGGUGAUAUAGAAUUUGCGGAAACUGCUGGUGAUCACAAUACUGAUAAUAGGGCUACAAUAAUAGAUACAGCGCCUUUACAUCGAGCUUCCUGUUUAUUGGGUGUAGAAACAAGUGAUCUUCGAGAAUGCUUAACAAGUAGCAGUGUAGUCACUAAAGGUGAAACAAUUGCAAGAUACAGUUCUCCAACAGAAGCUGCUGUAGCCAGAGAUGCAACCGCAAGAGGAAUAUAUGCAAGAGCAUUUGAUAGAAUUGUUGAACGAAUCAACGCAUUGCUCUGUCAAAAUAAACCUCAUAGUGACCAGCUAUCCAUUGGAAUAUUAGAUAUCUUUGGUUUUGAAAACUUUGCAAGAAACUCAUUUGAACAACUUUGCAUAAAUAUUGCAAACGAACAGAUCCAGUAUUACUUUAACCAACAUAUAUUUACGUGGGAACAACAGGAAUAUAUGGCUGAGGGGAUACCUGUUGAUCUUGUAGAGUUUUCUGAUAACAGACCUGUACUGGAUAUGCUAUUAUCAAGGCCAAUGGGUUUAUUAGCAUUACUUGAUGAAGAAAGUCGAUUUCCACGUUCUUCAGAUAGGAGUCUUAUUGAGAAAUUUCAUAGAAAUAUCAAGAGUAAAUAUUAUGUUCGACCCAAGUCAGAUGCAGUGUGUUUUGCUAUUCACCACUUUGCUGGUCGAGUUGUUUAUCAAGCGGAUGGCUUUUUGGAAAAAAAUCGCAAUUUUUUACCUCCUGAAGUUAUUCAGUUAAUGAGACAAAGUCAACAUGACAUAAUAAGAUUUUUAUUCCAAUGUCCAAUUACAAAAACCGGCAACUUGUUCUCUGCUUUACAUGGAGAAAUGGAACUUAGAAGUUUGGAAAGUCCAAUAUCAGGCGAUUUUCGAGAUCGAUUCAAUAGCAGGGGUCUUGCAUCACAAUCACGAGCUCAACAAACUGUUUCAACAUAUUUCCGUUAUUCUUUAAUGGAGUUACUUCAAAAGAUGGUUAGCGGUACGCCGCAGUUUGUAAGGUGUCUAAAACCAAAUGAUUCUCGCUCACCGAAAAAUUUUGAUUCAGCAAAAAUUUUGAAACAGUUACGAUACACUGGGGUCCUAGAAACUAUCAGAAUAAGGCAAAAUGGAUUUUCGCAUCGACUCGCAUUUGAUGAAUUUAUAAAAAGAUAUAGUUUCUUAGCAUUCGCUUACGACGAAAAAAUAAAGCCUAAUCGUGACUCCUGUCGUCUUCUGUUACUGCGAUUGAAAAUGGACGGAUGGGCACUUGGCAAAUCAAAAGUAUUUCUCAAAUAUUAUCACGUAGAGGUACUUUCACGAAUUUAUGAAGAACAGAUAAGAAAAAUCGUUUUAGUUCAAGCACGCGUGCGAGGUUGGCUUGCUCGAAAAUACUACUUGAGGUUAAAAGCGCAAAUGGCUAUCUCCGUUUUAACAUUGCAACGACAUGUUCGAGGCUGGUUAACAAGAAAACGACUUCAGGAACGUCAAAAACAAUUAGCUAGAGAAUUCCAAAAAGGUCAAAUGGAAAAGGAAAACCAAAGGAAACAACAAAGAGCAGGUGUUCCGAUAAAAGGCAAUAUUAUGGCUAAGGUACUAAGACGUGGAAGUGCAGAAGAUAGCGACAGCAAUGAUACUAAUUUAAGCAAUAAAGAGAAUGUUAAUUCUGCAGCUGCUAUAAUUCAAAGUCAUUACCGUGGUUACACAGCGAGGCGGAAGAUGGCGAAAGGUCGCGCGCCGCCGCCGCCGCAACACUCACCGCCCGCGCCGCCCACUCACCAGCAGAACAUGCAACACUACUCCGUGCAAGAGCGUGCAGCGCAACUACAAAACUUUGCUGAUCAGAUUCACGUUAAGAACCAAGAGGUACACAAGAACCUACGUCGGAAUAAACCAGGAAUUCGGUUGAAGGAUGUGAAGAAACCUCCUGAGGAAUACCAACCUCCGCCUGGGUUCAGUCUAGUACCCUCCAUCAUAAGGGGCGAACCAUUUCAAGCAGAACAAGACGCUAGCAGGCUUUCAAGUCCAUCGCCAGAGUUUUAUGAAAGCGAUACCAUGCCAUGGGAUCAAAUAUUUCAGAUAAAGGAUAUAUGCAUGAGAAAUAAUAUGAGAGAUCAAGAUAACAACAGCGAUGACAAGCCUCUACAAAACAACCGUAACCGUCAAAAUCUACCGUGCAGUAGACAAUGUAGUGGUCUAGUCAGUGGACUACUAAAGAAGGGUAAUAAAAUAAUAGAGUUAGUAAGACAAACACAAAAAACUGAAAUUCCACCGCGGCCCGUCUACAGUCCAGCCUACGACCCUGAGUCAGAUCUUCGAAAAAUUCUUCGCAAUUCACCAGAGAUCCUUGCAACACCGGUCUUUAGCUCCGACGAUGAUUAUACGGAUGGCCCCUUUAGGUUUAAACAAUUAUUGCGGCCAACCUUAGGUCCUACUGAGAGUCUUCGUAAACGAAAAGUGCGCAACUCAUCUGGUCGUAGCCCUUGGAUGUCAGACAGCUCACAAGAUAGCAACAGUUCUAAAGAGGCUCUCUAUAACAAACGGCGGCCGCAAAUCAGUAUGGGCGUUUAUUAUAAU
This is a messenger RNA of Brenthis ino (lesser marbled fritillary), 4389 nucleotides long. Lineage: Eukaryota; Metazoa; Arthropoda; Insecta; Lepidoptera; Nymphalidae. The record is from the annotation of a GenBank genome assembly.